Messenger RNA from Cyprinodon variegatus (sheepshead minnow), 3869 nucleotides. Its product is annotated as activity-dependent neuroprotector homeobox protein-like. Lineage: Eukaryota; Metazoa; Chordata; Actinopteri; Cyprinodontiformes; Cyprinodontidae. The record is from RefSeq and is a predicted model, not a curated record. The transcript is spliced from 4 exons. Gene Ontology annotation, biological process: regulation of gene expression. Gene Ontology annotation, molecular function: DNA binding. Bases 396 to 3341 code for a protein of 981 amino acids. Gene Ontology annotation, cellular component: nucleus.
GCCAUUUUGGAUUUGGUAUCAAGCUCCUAAAAUACACAACGCAGCUAACAGGCUAACAGCACUGCAAGGAGUUAAAGAAACUACGCAGGGAAAGUUGGGACCUACAAGUCAUUAGUGCAAUGUGCUAUAUUUCUUAAAUGUGUGCUUUACCACGUUUAUUCGGUUUUCUAAAGUGUUUGAUAAUGCGCAGCACACGUGACUGUUAACUAUUCAGCUAGCAUUUAGCUAGUUAGCAGAGGAGAAGCUAAAUCAUUAGCAUCCCCCGGCGUCAGAAAACGGAGAACAUCACCAGUCAUUUUGUCCAUACACUCUCCUAUAGUGUACUUAGUUUUCACCAAUUGGUGUAGAUGAGUAAACCAGUUUAGACUUAAACCAGAGACACAUCCUCAACAGCCAUGUACCAGCUCCCUGUGAAUAAUCUUACAAGAAUCAGGAAAGCCAGAAAACAAGUUAAGAAAAAUCUUGAAGAUAUAGGGCUUGAGCUUUGCAAGGAGGUGGCAGAGGAAUUUAAAGAGUUCUGCCCAGAUGAACAAACUGUAAAGGAUAGUCUAAGCUAUGACAUCUGCACAUGGGAUCCCACCAACUCUAAAUCACAGGGGUACCGAUCGAAGCAGUUUUGCUGCACAGAGUGCCGAUUUUCUUCCAAAUACUACUCUGGCUACAAAAACCACUUCCGCAGUGUGCACCGGAAAAUCCUGGACAGCCAGCUUCUGCUCAACUGUCCGUACUGUUCGUUCAGUGCAAACAGGAGGACUCUGGAGACGCAUGUAAAAAUAUUCCACAUUUCAAAUCCAUUCCAGCCGAGUCAUGGGAAUCCACGUGCUUCUGUUUUGGGAAACAGUACCGUACAGGGGAACAGACUCGAAAAACCAAUGUAUUUCUGCAAGAAAUGCAAAUAUCGAGACGCACUCUACAAUGUGGUCAGAAGGCAUAUUUAUAGAGAACAUUUUCAGCAUGUUGUUUUGCCUUAUUAUGGCAAGGUUUCACCAUCACUGAAAAACGGUGCUUGCUCUGUCAACGGCAAUAGCAUUUUCUGCAAACAGUGUUCAUAUUCUACUCGGAGCUAUGAGGGUUUAGUGCAGCAUGUUGUAGAGUUCCAUGAACGCAUUGGAUCGCAGGUUACAAACAUGAUCGGACAUGCUAACGUUAUGUCAAAGCCUCAGCCAACCAUGAACGAGAAAGCUGCUCUGAUCAUCAACAGAGCUAAAGCUCCCAGACCUGAGCCAUCAGUACAGCCUGUAAUUGGCUACCUGAAGCCUACUUUUAAGAGUCAGCGCAGCAUCCCUGCCAAUCCAAAGCGUGUCACUGUCGGUACCAAUGGUUCUGUAGCUGAAAAUAAUCAAACUGGUGUAAACACAGCCCAAACACAGAAGUGGAAGAUAUGCACUGUUUGCAAUGAGCUCUUUCCAGAAAACCUGUACAGUGCUCAUUUUGAGUGUGCUCACAAGGCAAAGAAAGUUUGGGCAUUAGCCAAAUACAUCAUGAAAAUCCACAACUUCACCAGCAAGUGUUUGCUUUGCAACCGUUAUCUGCCCAGCAGCACAUUACUGAACCACAUGCUGAUCCACGGCUUAACCUGCCCCCAGUGCCACUCUGCUUUCCACAGUGUGGAAAAGAUCAUGGAGCACACAGCUAAGACCCACCCAGAUGAGUUUUUUGGACCCACUGGUGCAGCUCCUUUAACGUUUGAUCUUACCAUCAAACAAAGCAAACCCACCAACAUUCAGCUGGCUGUCCUCCCUUUCAACAUGAAGGAUUCGCCCAAUGGUCAGGAUCAAUCUGCACCUGCACUGCAAUCUGUUCAUCUGCCCGGAAAAGUACCACCGGUUAGAAUUAUGGAAAAACAAGGCGAACCAAGAAAUUUCCCUUCAUUAUUCCAGACAAGCGAAGUUGGGAAGACUGUUUGUCCGCUGUGUUUCUCCAUCCUUAAAGGUCCUGUCUCAGAGGCCUUGGCCAUGCACCUUAGACAGCGACAUCAAGUGAUCCAAACCAUCCAUCCUGUUGAAAACAAAAUGACAUACAAGUGCAUUCAUUGUUUAGGGGUGUACACUAGUAACAUGGUAGCGUCCACAAUCACACUGCACCUUGUGCAAUGCAGAGCAGUUGGUAGGAAUCAGUCAAAUCAAGGCUUCAAAUCUUCCCUGACUCUCAACUCAGCAGGUGCUGGUAUCCUCAAGAGGCAGUUGCCAACACAGUCUCCAUCAAAUCCCAAGAGAAUCAAAAUGAGCAAAAGAACAGGUCCUUUUCGUGGAAGCGCUACUACAUUUGACAGCCUGGUUCUGGAUCCUUCUGGCUGGGAGCACAAGACGCAUGAAGCCAGGAAAGAGUUCCUGACUGCAUAUUUUAACAGACGGCCAUACCCAACUUCCCAAGAAGUGGAGAAGCUGGCCGCCAGUCUGUGGCUGUGGAAAUCUGAAGUCGCUAGUCACUUUACAAUGAAACAAAUGCUGUGUUUGACGAGUUGUGAAACCAAGAGGGUUUCGGUUCAAGUUGGCCUUGACAUGGACGCAGUAAGCAAGCUGAAACAUUACUUGAUUUUUGAUAAAGGGAGGUUGGUUGGCACCUCGGCUGUUAGAUCUUUGGGCUUAAAGUCAUAUGCUCCAUACCCAAAACCAAAGUGGUCUCCUCAGCCGCCAAACCCUAUAGUGGAUCACAGUGGUUUGCACAUAGAGAUCAUUUCAAUAGAUUCAGACAAUGAAGAAGAAAUGGAGAAUCCUGUUCAGAUAGAUGACACAAACAAAGAGGAGAACAAAACGGUUACAGCAAACCAUGGAGACCAUGUAGAAUUUCAGUGCCGAGAGAAGCUGACAGAAGGGGAUGAACGUGUGGGAAUGGCUGAUCCAAUUGGAGAAGAAAGCAAAAGUCCAAAUGGAAAAGAAGCUGACCUGAUCCAAGAAGAGACCAUCCUGUCAGAUGAUGAAGCAGAACCAAACCAAGAACAGAGGGUUACCCUUGAGGAUGAAAACUUUGAACCAAACAAAGAAGAGGUCAUCUUGUCAGAGGAUGCAAACGUUGAACAAAACCAAGAAGAGAAAGUCACACUAGAGGAUGCAAACGCUGAACCAAACCAAGAAGAGAAGGUAACAGUAGAGGAUGAAAACGUUGAACCAAACCAAGAAGAGAAGGUAACAGUAGAGGAUGAAAACGUUGAACCAAACCAAGAAGAGAAGGUCUUGUCAGAGGAUGCAAACACUGAACAAAACCAAGAGGUUUUGUCAGAGGAUGAAAACGUUGAAGCCAACCAAGAAGAGGUAAUACUGGAGGAUGAAAAAGCUGAUGUACAAGAAGAGUACAUGGAAUCACAUUCCCCACAGAGCGAAACAGAAGGAAAAACAACAUGACAAAAUUAGCCUGCCAUGGAGAGCUUUAUGGAAGACCUGAAGAAAAGCAUGGAAUGACUCCAUGUUAAUUUGCUUUUGGGUCUUGGCUGCAAACCCAUUAUACUGCUCCAUAAAUGGUUACAACCUGGAGGGCUUCCUAAGAGUCAUAACAAUCUGUUUUCAACAUUUUACUCUUUUGCUGCAGAAAAGAAAAUCAUUUACCCUAACCUCCACUGUAUAAUUGUCAAUUUACAUAUAAAUAUAUAUAUUAAACAGUUCAAUAUACAAACUGUCAUUUUACCAACAUUGCGGUUCUGUUUUAUAGACCUUUUCAAUUUGCCCUUAGUUGUCACGGCAUAUACAAAUAUUUUUCAGGUUUAUAUGGUUUUAUUUUACUUUUGUCUUAGUCUUAGUUUCAGUGUAUCCUGUUCAUGUUAUUCCAGAUUUAGACGAUUAAAGAUGCAUUUAAAGUUUAUGUACUUGUUUGAAUAAAAAGUUAUUAAAAAGCUUUGGUGGGAUUAUAGUCUGCAUUUUCACAACAUCAAUUUU